Humulus lupulus (European hop) is the source of this 1533-nucleotide messenger RNA. RefSeq names its product putative serine/threonine-protein kinase. Gene Ontology annotation, molecular function: ATP binding; protein kinase activity. The transcript is spliced from 7 exons. Lineage: Eukaryota; Viridiplantae; Streptophyta; Magnoliopsida; Rosales; Cannabaceae. Gene Ontology annotation, biological process: protein phosphorylation. Bases 202 to 1356 code for a protein of 384 amino acids. The record is from RefSeq and is a predicted model, not a curated record.
GCUACGUUCACAAAUUUAAUUUGAUUUGAUCUCUUUUCCCUUUCUUAGUCUUAUUCUUCAGUUGAUAAAAUUAUAGACUUGAAAAUUGAUUAUCUCUCAAUUAUUUUCCAAAGAUGCAUUUAGGCCCCUCUCUUUCUCAACUGUUUGGGGUUUAUCAAUUGCCACAACAGAAAGCGCAGGGAAGUGAAAUUGUGCUUGACAAUGGGUUGGGGUUGCUUUGGUGAAUUGAAUUGGUGUAGAGGCACAAGGAGUGAAUCUGGGGAGCCACAGACUCCAGGGAUUUCUACCAACAAUGUAAGGCAAUUUUCUUAUAAUUCCUUGAGAUCAGCAACAAGGGAUUUCCAUCCUUCAAAUAGAAUAGGUGGAGGAGGUUAUGGAGUUGUUCAUAGGGGAGUGCUAAGAGAUGGUACUCAAGUUGCCAUCAAGUCCCUUUCUGCAGAAUCUAAGCAAGGAACACAUGAAUUUUUGACAGAAAUUAACAUGAUAUCUAGAAUACAACAUCCGAACCUUGUUAAGCUUGUUGGCUGCUGCGCUGAGGGGAAUUCUCGAAUAUUGGUAUAUGAAUAUUUGGAGAACAACAGUCUUGCCACUUCUUUGCUUGGUUCCAAAAGCAAACAUGUUUUUCUGGAUUGGGCAACGAGAGCUGAGAUUUGCGUGGAAACAGCAAUUGGUCUGGCUUUUCUUCAUGAGGAAGCUGAACCUCAUAUUGUCCAUAGAGAUAUUAAGGCUAGCAAUAUACUUCUUGAUGGGAAUUUUCAUCCAAAGAUUGGAGAUUUCGGGCUUGCAAAACUCUUUCCAGACAAUGUCACUCAUGUUAGUACUCGAGUGGCAGGAACCAUAGGUUAUCUAGCACCGGAAUAUGCACUCUUAGGACAGCUUACGAAGAAAGCUGAUGUAUACAGUUUUGGGGUGUUGCUGCUUGAAAUAAUUAGUGGCAGAAGUAGUAGUAAGGCAGCAUUUGGAGAGGAAUUGUUGAUUUUGGUGGAAUGGACAUGGAAGCUUAGAGAAGAAGGAAGACUUCUUGAUAUUGUUGAUCCAGAACUGACUGAAUACGCAGAGGAUGAGGUGAUACGCUUUAUUAAGGUUGCAUUGUUUUGCACACAAGCAGUUUCUCACCAAAGACCAGCCAUGAAACAAGUAGUGGAAAUGCUUUCAAAACAAGUCCACCUCAAUGAGAAGGCACUCACAGAGCCUGGUGUGUACAAAGCUCAUGGUUCACGGCGGGGCUCGAGGGGAGCCAGUUCGGAGGAAACAUCCUCAUCUCAAGCAGAGAAAGGCAAGCAUCCAAUGACUACUCUGAAGAUUCAGAGCCAGUAUGAUGACCCUGAUUCUAUGACUCAAUUGUCUCCUAGGUGAUGGAUAUGUAAUGUGGCAGUAGUAAGCCUAAGCCAUGUCAUUGUUCUGCCUUUUAUCUUCUGAAAGGCAAGCUUGUAAAGAAAGAGUAAAAAUAUGUGUAUUUGUUUUUGUACUACAUUUAUACUUAUUAUUCUUUUACUUUUAAAGGAAAAUAUUACUCAUGUAUUACUUUUAUUA